UGUUACUUCGGGAUAUGUAUCUUCCUCGUUAUAAUAUAUAAAUUUUAUUUCGAUAACGUUCAACUACUUUUCUUUACCAUUCUUGCGAUGUAGCUAAACGAGGAAUAUUUUCUUUCAAAAAAUAAGAAUGGUGUUUAACUUUUAAUAUACGCAUUUCACGCGCGUGCGUGCGCAUAUGACCUAACCUAUAGAAGAUGCUUUUCAUCAAGAUAUAUUUGGAGUUUACACACGAUAUGCACACACGUGACAGUCGAUAAAGCAAUCAAUUUUAUAGUUUCGAUAUUUCUCAUAUUAUGGAAAAUAAAAGACUUUCAGUUUGGUCAAGAGGAAAAAGUGUUUAUUUUUUUUUAUUUAAAGGUUGCUAGUUGAAAGUAUUUUUUUAUCCGUAAAACGAUCCCGUGGAUAUUCUUCGAACAAACAUCGAAAAAUAAAAGUCACAAGAGGUAGGUAACGGCGGUAACGCAUGAUUUGUCGAGAUAUAAAUUCAAAGUACCAACAGAAGUAAGAAAAUAAGAAAAAUAAUAUCGAACACUUGCAAUUGAAUGCAACAACAAGGCGUUGAUGCGCAAUCGACUAAUUUAAUCGGACGCCAUCUCGUGCUAUGCAAAGGUAUCACCUAAAAUAAGUAGUUUUCCAGCUCAGAUCCGACAUUCGCUUAAACGCAAUCAACUACACGAAGAGUUGUGACGGGUUACAAUCCACCGCGAACCACGAUAGUCAGAAAUAGGCAAGAGGAACAAGGAGGACACGUAAAACAUGGCGGAAGCCGUUAUGAACGGGUCUUCACUGUCCCGAUUUUUUUGUCACAGAUGCAAUAUCGAAAUUGAAGGUUUACUACCUGAUUACACAUGUCCAAGAUGUGCAAGUGGUUUCAUAGAAGAAUUGGAAAGUGGUAGUAACGACAGUAGCUCAGGAAUAGAUUUUAGUCACUUAAUUGAAGAUUUAGGUGACAUCGAUGAUUUAUCAACAUAUAAUUACCCAAACUUUAAUGACUUAGAACGUUAUGACCUAGAACAUGAUGAAUUAGAAUUUGAUGAGUUACCAGAACUGACAUUGCGUCUACCUAGUCCUAGACCAACAGCAAAUGCUCCCAACAGAAAUAAUGUUCUUCCUGGUAGAAGAGGAGUGAAUUGGACCAGAAGUAAUUCCGACACGAGCCUUUCUGGCAGUCGUCGUCGAGGACCGCAAGCUAGAAUUAUACCGAACUUAUUACGAGAUUUUCUACUUCAUCUCGCAAGAGCAGGUCCAGGUCAUCCACAGAAUAGGCAACCACCUGUAUUCAAUAUUAGACUGUUCUUGGGAAAUCCCGGAGAUUAUGUUUGGGGUCAGAAUGGUUUGGAUACAAUUGUAACACAAAUGUUAAAUCAACUGGAUGGAGCCGGACCACCUCCUUUGCCAAGGAAACAAAUCGAUGAAAUACCAACUACAUCUGUAACUCAGUGUCAAGUUGAUAGUAAACUCCAGUGUUCUGUUUGUUGGGAAGACUUCAGAGUUUUGGAAGCAGUCAAACAACUUCCCUGUCAACAUUUAUUUCACUCGCCAUGCAUUGUACCAUGGUUAGAAUUGCAUAGGACUUGCCCUAUUUGUAGACAGAGAUUAGGAGGUCAAACCUCUCCAGAAGCAAAUCAAGAUAUUGUUGGAUCUAGCUUAGCGGCUCUGUUUAGGGCGGCGAAUGAAUCAAACAGUACUAGCUCAUCGUCUACAUCAUCAACGAGUGAGAAUCGAUCUUCUAGCAGAAACUCUAAUUCGGAAUAUGUACCGUUGUACAAUUCGGAAGACAAUAUUUCGGAGACUGGCUCACUCUUUGACUACACAGAGGAACUGAAAAAUAUUUUACAGGAACCUAGAACCGAGUCUGAUUGUAUGUCAAACAGUAACAUUGUACUGCCCGAGUUCUAUGAGCCUAAGUGUUGUAUUAAAAUAGAAAAAGAAGAAGUAGAAAAUUUGUUGGACGCAGAAACUUUGAACCAAAGUGAAGUCGUUCAAAAAACGAUUGACAUUAAAACAGAAAAUUAUGAUGUUGACGUUAAGACUGAAGUUAGAUCAGUGACCCCAGUAUUAACGGCGGAAGUAUUGCCGGGAUCGCAGAAAUCCAUUACCCCGGAGAAUCGUGUAAACGUUUUGCAACAAAUUUCUUACGAUUCCAUAAAAAAAUCUCAUAGAAAGAAUAAGGGCGUAAAUAGGAAGCAAUUUUUUAGUUCAAAAGUUUUACCGUGUAAACUUGAGGCCGCGGAACAAGACGACGGGGACUGCUUGGAAAAUUCCGAGCAUGAUCAAAGCAUCGAUGAAAGUAAAUUAAUCGUGGAUGAGAAUAAUCUUGAUACAUUGGAGAUGGAACGAGCAUGUACGCCUGAGAAGGUAAAUUCCAGCAGAUUAUUACUGUCGCAAUUCAGUUCUGUUAAAAGAUCGCACAAAAAAGAUAAACAUACAAAAAUAUUAUCUGGAUUUUUGAAACGACAAGAAUAUUUUAACAAAGAAAUAGAUUUCGAUAGGGACACUAAGGAUAAAGCGUUCGAUAUCGACGAUGGGCUCGGAUUUAAAAAGAGCACGGAAGAUCUUUCGGAUUUCGAUAACACUGCAAACUCUAACGAUUCCAGUUAUCUACUUAACAUGUCGUCGGAUACAUCAUCUCCAAGUAAAAGAAAAAUAUCGUUGAACACGUCAUCGGAUCGUGAUGCAAAUGCAUCGUACGAUUCUGAAUUGCAAGAGUGCGAUGUGCCUCAGGAGGAAUUUCAAAUUUUUACACCACUUAAAAGAAAAAGAUCUUUAAUUGCACCGGCCGCGAAAGAGUAUUUACAUUUUUAUGAUUUACCGUCCGGGAAUGAUGAAAUUUCAGAAGAAGCCAUCGCGAAUGUCAGUUUCUCGAGGUGUUUGACGCCCGUACCGAGUCUACAGGAAAAUUACAUGAAAUCGGGAGAAAAUCAUCUCGCGACGGUAAAAUCUGAUAACGUUGGUUCAAACGAUAAGACUGGCAGAUCGACGCCAAGGAACAUGUCGACCGAAGAAUUGUACAACAAUUUAGAUUCCAUUAAAAAAUCGCACAAGAAGAAUAAACGUGGUAAUAUUUUACGAAAAGGCUUCGACUCGAUUAGAAAUAAUCUUUGCGAGGGAAAGGGCCAGAUUUCGUCGGACAAUAUCAAAGAAGAGAUAUGCGAGAAAUUGGAAAUAUCGAACGAUAGUAUCGCGGUGUACGAUGCAAAUAAAUCGGCCACCGAUGAAUCGAUCGACCACGAUAACUUCGAAAGUUUGAGCAGCAGUUCUGCCAGCGACCAGAACUUGUCGACUACUGAUCCAACCACGGCGUUACAAAAUGUGACGCCACCGAACAGUUUCAAGGCGAAAAAUUAUCUCAGAGUAUUGCAAGAAACAUCUAUUAAGCGAUCGCAUAAAAAGGUCCGGGAUCAAAAGAAGCACAACUUCAAAAUCGAUACGAACGAAUUGUCGGACGAUGGAUCAAUAUUUGGAGACAGUGAUGAAUUAGUUUGUAUGGACGAACAGCCUGCUCGGGAGUAAUGAUGGUCGUGUUGAUAUAAAGAUUUUCGAUGAUAUAAAAUAGAUAACUUACUAGUGACGUGGUAAGUGUAGUUUUAAUAAUUCCUACACGAUUAACACGUAAUACGUACAUCGGAUACAUGUUUAGAAACUUGGAAAAGUUAUUGAGCGUCUGCAGUUUUUUGUCUGGCUAUAUUGAUUUAAUUAGAUUUCUGCUUAAAUCAGUCUAUUCAGCUCCAAACACUUCUAAUACAUGCUCUCCGCCGUAUCGGAGUUAGUUUCUUUUUAUUCUUGAUUUCAUGUAUAUACAUACGAAAUCGCGAAUGGCGCGAUUCAACAAUCGUUGCGCAAACACGUAUACCCAAACUGACAAUAUCUAUUUUCGAUUGUGAUUUACUGUAUCAUUUAGUAAUAUUGUGGCACACGCAUAGUUCGAGCGCGUUUGCACACGCGGUGUGCUAAUAAACAAUUGAAUCUAUGAUGAAAUCAUAGAAUCGUGUUAUUUGUUAAGAAUUCUCAGUGAAUUUUGAUCACUUCAUUUUUAAGACUGGCUUUGUGUACAAUUGUCUCGUCCCGCAUAAACAUUAAAUUGUAUAUAUUUUGAUGAAACAUUAUGCGAAAUAGUAUUCGUAAAAUAAUGGGACAGGAAAACAAAUAGGAUACUCUUUGUGUUUUUUGUUAAUUGUUUCAGCAUUGUUCUAGUGUAAAGUUUUUCUUUUUUCAAGUUUCAUAGCAUUUAUGUAAUGUAUUGAUACGAAUAAAAGCAGUACGUGACUAGCAGUAAUUGAUUCUUAGUUUCAUUGUUCAAACAUUAACUUCGGAAAUUCUAUACGAGCCACCGAUUAAGAUAAAUGUUAGUUCUGAUAAAAGUAUAUGUAUUAUCAGUAAUAGCAUUACUUUUCUUUUAUAUGUUUCAACGAUUUUUAAGUGCCUUAACCUAAGUAUGUUUGCGUAAUCCGCAUAAUGGGAAGUCUAAUUGACUAAGUAAUACUUAAGCAAUUAAAUCGUUAAAAAAAAAAUAUAAUGGGAAGCAAAGUUUGCAGAUGGUAAUCUUUGUUGCAAUACGCGUGUGCAUUACGAUUCUGUAUAGCAAGUAACAAUCGGGCGUUAUAGAGUAUAGCAGUGGAACUGUACCCUUUGCGUUCUCCAUAAAUAUGAUUUUUCGAUAUUAUACUUUACUCACAAAGAGAAGUUGCACCCAAAGUUGGGCAAAUUUUAUUCACGAAUAACGAAUACAGAAGUUUGGAUAAAAUCGCCGACUCCACAGAUGCGACUUCUCCUUGUCAGUGUCUUCCUUUUCUAACAUUGCCGAUGUUAACCGAUAUACAGGGUGUUCGGACACUCCUGGGAAA
Molecule: messenger RNA, 4844 nt
Organism: Colletes gigas
Lineage: Eukaryota; Metazoa; Arthropoda; Insecta; Hymenoptera; Colletidae
Gene: Iru
Exons: 9
Coding region: 757-3513 (918 amino acids)
Molecular function (GO): ubiquitin protein ligase activity
Source: RefSeq, a predicted model, not a curated record